CCCAAGAGGUUGCUGCCGCGCGGAAUAAAGCCCAAAGUCUAGUGGAUUUUUAUGCCCGCAGAGAAGAAUUGAUGAACUUCACCUGAGUUCCCAAUAUGGAUUUAUGUUCAGCGUUUGCGCUACUUUGAAGAGAUUUUACUUUUUUAAGAUGYAUUUUGUCGUGUCGAGACCGAAGAACGGGGAGCUCAAGUGGACCACGGUGAUCUACAGAGGAAUUACUAUUUUUGACCAACAGUAGCUUGUUUCUGCUCCGUUACGUUAGCCGUUGUUACGUAUCCACAACGKUGGGACAUAACACAGCUCCAAACCGAAGUCAGGCGUCUUCAACGGGAGUUUCUUCGAUCCUCCGCGCCCUCGGCUUUCCAGUCCUAAAGUUACCCGACAUAAGGUGGCAGCCACGCCGGGGAAAAGCCUCCGAGCGACGGCCGCUGYUCUCCGGCUAGCGCAAAAGCGGCUUCUCCUUUUUGGAUCGUGGCCUUGUCUAUGAGGCGACAAUGCUCGACAUAAUGUCUGAUCACCAAGAUUCGAUUUUGACGUGUAAAACAGAACCUCUGCCCCCAGAGAGGAGAAAGAGGACUGUUGAGGACUUCAAUAAGUUCUGCAGCUUCGUUCUGGCUUAUGCUGGUUACAUCCCCAACCCUAAAGAGGAAAGUUCCUGGUCUCCCACUUCGUCCAGCUCUGCACACAGCUCAGGUCUGUCUGUAGAUGGAGGCGGCGGAGGCAGCAGCUCCAUGGCUAACACCUGGGCAGACGGCGGSUCCGACAUUCACACCAUCCACACGUUCGUUCGCAAGGCUCGRGCCAACAAGGGCAAGAGCGUUCACCGCGCGCACUCCGACAGCACCCUGCUGGACAAGAUGCGCCUCAAAGACUCGCUCUACGCGAGCCAGGCCGGCGUSAAAGCCGAGCGCAAGAAGGACAAAAAGCUGAAAAAGCUGUCGCUGGGCUCCGGCAUGACGGCGCAGGACAGCGGCAGCAGCGAGGGCGAGAAGAGGGCCCGCAUCAAGCGGAGCAAAAACUCCUCCAAACAGCCGAAAGCCAAGAAGCCGAAGAGCUCGGCCCCGCAAAGCGAGACRGACUCCGAGGCGAGGAAGCCCGAGGCGCAGGCUGCCAAGGAUGAGCUGUCGGCGCACGGGAGCUCCAGCUCGAGCACGCAGUGGAAGCCGCAGCCGGACGAGUCGAUUCGGGAUGCAGAGAUGAGUUCCAGCGAGGGCGAGACGUGGAUUGCAGAUGAAGACAUCAUGGUGGAGUCAGGGGACGACUCGUGGGACCUGAUCACCUGUUACUGCGGGAAGCCGUUCGCCGGACGACCGAUGAUCGAGUGCAACCAGUGCGGCAUCUGGGUGCACCUGUCCUGCGCCAAGAUCAAAAAGUCCAACGUGCCCGACAUCUUUUACUGUCAAAAGUGCAGAGACUCGCGGCGGUCCGGACACAAAAAAGACACUUAAAAAGUGCAGAGGACAGAAAGGACGAGGAGUCCCCGCCCACCACCCUUUUCCUGUAUUUUUAUUAUUUUUUCUUUCCUCUCUGAUGCCUACAGCCAAAACAGCCUAAAUUCUCACCUGGAUGGAAACGUGUCUGUGCAGAAUUAAUUGAGACAAUCACAUAUUUUUUAUUUUAUUUUAUUUUUAAUUAUCCCUCACAUUUUUAGUUUUGACUUCCCUUUUUUUUUUUUUUUUGGCUGCGGUGAAGAACUGGACGUCAGAUGACAGCGACGGCUGAGAAUCCUUUUAUUUUUUACUAAUCACUUCCUACAAUAACUGGCUUUAUUGUUGCGUUGGCCGUUCGUGACGUGUGCAUAUAUAAAUAUAUAUGCAUUUAUAUAAAUAUAUAAAUAUAUAUAAAUAUAUUUUAAAACUUAUCCUCGUAUUUAUUGAGGGUGCAUUUUGACCGGUAAAUUCGUAGCAUUUUCGUUUUCGAAGGCAUUUCAUCUCAACUUCAUAAACUAAAGCGAUACACUGACAAAGGUUUAAUUUAGUUUGAUGUAAGAGAUGAAACGUUUCGCUCCUGCUUUGGGUUUAGAAGAUGUCAAAAGGCUUUGAUGGGCAGCUCUUUAUUUAAUUCUGUGUUUUGAAGGUUUUCUGUCAGUUUGCUUCACAGCAUUUGGUUGUCAGUGGUGAUCACUGAAUGUAAAAAUGUGUAACGUGGGAUUUUGUAGAAAGGUUUUAAAGAAGCAGUAUCUUACCUGUUGUAGAUGACCUCUGUUUGGGGAAAGCUGUUUUAAUUUCGACUGGAUUAAAAAGCUAUCUACUACGACUGAAGUGGAUUAUAACUACCGACCAUGUAAGGAGUCAAAUGACUGUAAACUGGAUUAGCUGUUAGCCUGUUAGCUUCUCAACCUGAUCUGAGUUUUUACAGCAAGCUCUCUGCAACAGUUAAGAUACUGUUUAUAACAUUUCCAUAAAACCCCAGUUCAAACUGUACCUUUUUUUUUUUUAAAUUAAAUUAAUGGAAUAAGAUGAUGCGUUCUGACAGCGAAGGUUCAAAUAAAUACGUUCUUCAUUGUUGCAUUUAAAAAUGUAAACUGAAAUUUAUUGGCGGGGUUCGGAAACUAUCUGAAACAUCUGCUCCGGGCUUCAUGACCGAGUGGUUUACGUUCAUGAUUAAUCGUUUAUUACCUCGUUAUGGAUGCUUUUUGUUUUGKUUUGUUUGUUUGUUUAUAGUUUUCUGAGUCAGGAGGGUAAACGUCACCAUGAGAUGUCCGGUUCUAGUGCUUCACGUCGUCGGAAGUGUUUGAGCGGCUGGUAAAAGUUUAUGUAUUAUUUCUUUGUUUUUCUUUCAGAAGCCAGAUUAGAGAUGUGCCUGCAUCAGAUUUUUUUUUUCUCACCUGGAGAAUAAAAGCUGUAGUGUACAAAAAUAUUACUUUGACCGCUGCUUAGGUUUCAGAUUUUUUUUUUAUUACACUAUUUUUUAUUUUUUUCUGUUCUUGUUGAUGGGAGAGUCCUGGCAGUUGCGCUCUGUACGACUUCAAUUCUGUGUACAUAUCCUGUUCUCUGACAGCUGUACAUAUGUGGAAAGUGAAGAAAGAGAAUACCCAAGCAAAUUCUAUAUUUUCUGCAGUCUGUUAUUGUUUUCUUUAAUUGUAGCUUGAAAAAUAAAAUGCUUUGGGAUCAUA
Austrofundulus limnaeus is the source of this 3115-nucleotide messenger RNA. RefSeq names its product PHD finger protein 23b (gene phf23b). Gene Ontology annotation, cellular component: nucleus. The transcript is spliced from 5 exons. The record is from RefSeq and is a predicted model, not a curated record. NCBI's taxonomy places the organism in Eukaryota, Metazoa, Chordata, Actinopteri, Cyprinodontiformes, Rivulidae. The coding region runs from base 495 to 1448 and encodes 317 amino acids. Gene Ontology annotation, biological process: negative regulation of autophagosome maturation; positive regulation of protein ubiquitination; negative regulation of autophagosome assembly.